This is a messenger RNA of Salvelinus sp. IW2-2015, 4031 nucleotides long. RefSeq names its product serine/arginine repetitive matrix protein 2. The record is from RefSeq and is a predicted model, not a curated record. Lineage: Eukaryota; Metazoa; Chordata; Actinopteri; Salmoniformes; Salmonidae.
UAGACAACCUAGGAACACGCAUAUACGCUCUGUAUGUUCCUAGAAGAUAACUGGGAACUCGUAAAAAAUACGAACUCAGACUGGGAAAAAUAUUUUUGAACGGUCAUCCAACUUGGUGUUCCAAGUCGGAAACGCGAACAUCUUUCUAGAGCUCCGACAUUCCGACCUGAAUAUAAACGAUGUCAGAGUUUGACCACUUUUUUUUUUCUCUCUCGAGUUACCAGUUGUCUUGAAAGCACCAUGAUAUCCUGAUAGGAAACAAAUAACAUAGCAAGGUUAGUGUUUAACGGAGAACUUGUUCUGUCAUAAUGAAACAAAAUAGGAUCUAAAGGAAAUGGGAGUCAAAGACGUCAUCCCUCUGGUGUCUCCUCGUCCUAAACCCUCACCGGCCCUCUCCUCCCUCCAGGAGACCGAGAUGAAACCCUCUCAGCCCCCCGGACACCUGUCCAACCCCAACACUUACCCCCUGCCCAAACGGGUGCUACCCUUGACCAGCCCCGAACUGGUCGAACUCAGGGCGAAGCCCGCUCCUGGCCUGCCUCCUCACCCUCCCCACCUGCCAGGGGUACACCACCGAGCCUCCGGGGUUGGAGGUGGGGGUGAAGCAAAGGAUGGCCCGGCCAACUUUACAAACACCCUAAUCAGGGAAAUCCAGCAUUCCCACAGCCCUGUGACCCCUAACCCCUAUAGGGGCAAGACCUUUAACACUAGGGGUGGUAUGGGAAAGGACAACCCACUGUCGCCCUCCUCCCUUCCCCCAUGCAGAGUCAGUGCCCCCAGCAGAAGGAGGGACUAUGGAGCGGUGCUGAGGGAAGACAUGAACAAGAAACUCAAGGUUGGAUCCAGUGAUGUUGGGAGCUCUAGACCGCCGUUCCCUGUUGCCCAGCUCCGCAGGCUCUCUGUGCCCCCAACCGUUACCUCCAGACCGGGGCAGAGCAGCCAGCCGCUACCUUCCCCUUACGUGGACCUCCAGAGCCCGGGGAGUAGCCCGCCAGAGCGCAGGCACCACUUCUCCCAGAAGCUCUCGCAGUCUCUCCAGUCUAUCCGCCAGUACAAAGUAGGAGGAGACGGGAAGGAGAGUACGAUGAUUCUUGGUGGUCCACUGUCACCCACCACGUGCAUCCCUGUCAAUCCACAGCAGAGUCGUGGUUCCCUGGACCACAGAGGAACCACUCCCUCUAACAAGCGGUUCACUCCAGGAGGCACCAGAUCCCUGUCUCUGAAGAGACUCAGACACCCAGACUUGGAGGAGAAAAACGGAGGAAGAGGAGAGGACAUGGCUAAUAAGAGACUUCGUCCAGAGGACUAUAUCCCAGGCCCUAUCAGUACCUGGCACCCACCCGAUGGAACAGCCAGUUCUAAGAUGUCCACCAGCCCCAACCCAUCCUACCUGAAGAAAGUCUUCAUGAAGAACAAUCUGAGCUCAAGUCCUACUCUAAGGUUGAAGAAGAGUCUCACCCCUAAGAAGACAGAGGAAGGGAUGGCGAGAGACAGGAGGACUGUCCCUACCUAUCCACUCUCCACACCCAAACCUGCGAGGAAGCGCUGCACCGGCCAUGGAAAGACGCCAUGCUGCAAUAGUGUGAGGGAGAACGGCAACCCUCAGGCUGGAUACAGGAGAAUGAAUCACCAAUCUGGCAACACUCAAUCUUUUUACAGUGGUAGAUGUCCUCAAACAGGCAACCGCUACAGCCAAUCUGGCAACCCAGCCAACCUGCCAGUCACAAUCCAUAGUAGAGGAGAAUGCAGUAGAGCUAAAGAGACCAGAGAGCGAGAGAGUGGAGGAAGAGAACCGACAGUUCGCCCCGACGGGAGAACCCCCAAACCCGACUCAAAAUCUCCUAGUUCUCGGCGCCAUCACGCAUUGGAAAAGAAGCGACACGUCUCUCGCCCACGGAGAACGUCUGCCUUGCCGGAUGACCUGAAUGACCUUUUCACCCCUGACCCCAUAACCUCUAGCCUGUCUAGAGCAGCGAUUACCUUUUCCCCUAGUCCCCAGAGAGGAGACAGGUCGCCCUCUGUACACAACAAGGUUCCUCUGUCUGUUGUGUUGGCUACUGUCAGUGAUGCUAGUAUGGGACCGGGGUCCCCCUAUGUAACAAGCCCUAGAGAAAUCCCCCCAAGAUCCCGCUCACAGCGAAUCCCAUGUCCCAAGAUCUCUUCCUGUAAGGACACUGCAAUGGACCCCUGUAAGCUACUCCUGGACCCCAAAAUCUACUCCUCCUUUGUAAGGCUGGAGUUGAGCAGGAAUGACUUGACUAAACUAGAGAGCGGCUUGUACAGAGCCAUCACCAGCACUGUAUCUUCCUCAGGGAAGCCCCCUAAGGAUGUCACCUCAGGACUGAAAACAAGAUCUUCUAGUAUUGCUUCAGCAGAGUUGGUGUCACCUAUGAAUGAGAAUGCCUACCUCAAGACAGAGUCCUCCGUUCUGAAAACUAUCCCCCUCUCAGCCUCUGCAAAGUCUUCAUCCUCAUGUAAGGACAAGUCAUUUAGCUUGGAGACGGCAGACCUCAAAACCAGUCCAUCCUCAACCCUGGACCGACAUGGACAAGGAAAGGAGGGUGACAAGAGGAAGGAAGGAGACCAGAAGGUCCAUAAGAUUGUAUCGUUCCUUGAGGAAGGAGAACAAAGAAGCAACAAGAACAAUUCCCGUAAGAGUCUGGAGGAGGACCCUCUGGAUGUGGAGUUUAGCCUAGGCCUCGACCUGAGCCUGGGGCUAGAGUUGGCGCUAUCCCAGAACAGCAGCAGCAGUGACGAAGACCAGCUGCCGUCCCUGCAUCAGAUCCUGGACCGUACCGCCCGGCCCCCAGACACCCCAGAAAAAGGAACCAUCCCUGUACCCAGCAUCCCCGUUGGACUCCCACACCACAGCCAACCAGCUUCUUCAUCUAAAGCGAAACACACCAGUUACAGGAACAACCUGGAUGAGAUGCUGAAGGAAAAGGAGAGCAUUCAAAGGUCUAAGGAGAUGGAAGCCAAGCUGCAUCUCUCCUGUAAGGAGAAACUGCUGAGAUUGGCUGAGGAAGAGGAGGAGGAGAACAUUGAGGAGGCUAUCUCACUGCAGCAAAAGGAUUUCCUGCAGCGUUUCUCGGUGUUGUCUAGUGCCAUCCAGGACCUGCACCCCGGGGAAGCGGUGUUCAGCCUGGACAACUUUGGCCGUCUCUUCAGCCAACACACACUGCAGCUGAGACGCUGUAACGUCACCCCGUGUGACACCACACAGAAAACAAUCCUCUGGUCCUCUCCAGACCAGUUCAGGACCCAGGUCAGUUCCCAGCUGUUCCAGAGAGCCUACUGCUCCUCCCCCUGUCCUCCCCAGGUGACCCGCUGGCUCUUCCAGAUGAUGUCAGUCCACUCAGACAGGCUGACCUGUCAUCAGGUACUACAGGCCCUUGGAGAUAUUGCCUGCUCCGCUGCUGAACACAUGGUGCUGAAUAAGAGUGAGAGGUUUGAGGUGUGGGUGCCCAGUAUUGGAGACAUGACCCUGGUCUUCAUGAACAUGGGGGUUCCCUUCGUCACCCUUUUCCCCCUGGAGAACCUACAACCCCCCUUCACUGAGGGAGACCUGAUAGAGGGCCUCCAGAUCAGCACAGAGAGCCUGUCCAGCAAGAAGGAGCUCAGAACUUUCCCUGAACACAACUUUGACUAUGUCGUCAAGUACAUGUGUCAUUGUACGUCGUUGUGCCCGCGGGUCUACAGUGACCGAGACCUGCUGUUACUCCUGACGGUGGUGAGCAGAGUGGGCCUGGACACGCAGCUCGCCCUCCAGCCCACUGAGCACCUCCGCUCCCUACUGCACAACCUGGUCAACAGCAUAAGGGACUUGGACAUCAUGCUGCCCAGGAUCUGCAUGUCGCUGAUUGCCCUGACUGAGGACCACCACAACCUGCGCUGGCUGGUUGAGCUCCUGCCAGACAGCAUGCGCGGCAAGCAACUCAGGAGACACCUCAGUGUGUUGGCCAUCUCCAAGCUGCUGAACAACAGAUGCACUUACAUUCCCUCCAACACAGAGUUCCAGCUGUCAGACCUGC